This is a messenger RNA of Daldinia vernicosa, 1425 nucleotides long. RefSeq lists its product as uncharacterized. The coding region runs from base 1 to 1425 and encodes 474 amino acids. The record is from RefSeq and is a predicted model, not a curated record. NCBI's taxonomy places the organism in Eukaryota, Fungi, Ascomycota, Sordariomycetes, Xylariales, Hypoxylaceae. The transcript has 5 exons.
AUGAAUCGGACAAUCCAUUCACGAGACAUGCAAGGAUACGACAGCCUCGAAGAACGCCAUGGAAACAAUCAAGACCCAAGAAUUCCUCCUCGACCUGGUAACAAGGUUACUAAAAAAGGAUUAAGAAGAUUUAACAAUGAUGAGAUAUCCACCGGUAGAGGAUCGAACGAUGGGUUUAUCGUGGAAGAAACAACUCAUCCACCAGGGAAUGGCCAAAGCCAACGAAACCAACCUAAGCAUAGUAGUCGUGACACUUCCACACAGGGUACUGGAAUUUCACUUACAGGUUUUCGCGGUAUGGUUGACCGUCUUAAUUGGGGCGGGCCCUCUCCAGCAGAACAAGCGUGUGACGAACGUUUUGAUAAACUGGAAGAAAAGUACCACCAAACCAAGGAAAAGAACAAAAAGCAACAGAUAGAAAUGGAACAUCUGCACGACCAGGUCCAAGCAUUAGAGGAGUCUAACCAGAUCAUUAAGAGACGCAACGACAAGCUCCAGGGCUACGUAGACAAUAAAGAAGCAGCUAUAGGGUAUCAGGAGCCCGACGAAGCGAUCACUUCCAAGUUCCGCAGCUUGCACCAUCAGAUCAGAACAUGGGCGAAUAAGUUCUGCGUAAACAGCGACAAGCCGAUCAAGCUGGCGUUUCCCGACGAAGAGCAGUUCCGGCUUCUACAACGCGUGCUACCGAUGAUGGGCAACGUUGACGACUGGGCUACCUGUCUCUCUGAUAGCAAGCGGCGACGUAAGUUCGUCCGCGGCUGGGUAGCUCUUAAUGUCACCGAGACCAUGUUUCGAACGCUACCAUCCAAGAAUUACCAAUGGGAUUCUGGUACCGACUAUUGGAUCCCGGAACAAACUCGUCGGGGACUAGUUGAUGUUGAGCGAGCUUUGUUAAACUCAGGACAUGCCAUAACAUUGAGCAGCUUCCACCAAUGGCGCGCUGUUACGAUGGCUCUCCUCGCCAAGAAGUACCCUGACUUCACCGAGGAAGACGUCAUGAUAGAAAACGCAGCAUCCGUGCUCAAAGUAAUCAAUCCCCUGGGACACGAGCGCGAUACGACCCAGCGACUCAUCGAAAACGUAUACAAACCAGCGCUGGAACUCUCUCGCUUGCUCCGGCGCCAACGCGCUUCGUGGUCAGUACGUUUCCCAGCUACCAGACAGCAACCUGUGCCGGGCGGUAAUACCGCCGCGAUACCCACCGCUUUGAGGGCUAUCUUCGACGAUGGCGUCAUGAAGGAUAUGGAUCUAGACGAGGAGGAAAUACCGUCGUCGGAUCAAUAUUGCCAUAAAUACGUUGAGAUCAUCGUCGGUCCGGCGCUGUUCAAGAGCGGAAAUAUUGACGGAGAGCAAUAUGACAUGGAGAAUGUAAUUGAAAAGGCCGAGGUCUCCUGUGCUGCAGCCCCGAACUUGACUUCUGGGUGA